Crotalus tigris (Tiger rattlesnake) is the source of this 2745-nucleotide messenger RNA. RefSeq names its product keratin, type II cytoskeletal cochleal-like. Lineage: Eukaryota; Metazoa; Chordata; Lepidosauria; Squamata; Viperidae. Gene Ontology annotation, cellular component: keratin filament. Gene Ontology annotation, biological process: intermediate filament organization; keratinization. Bases 127 to 1977 code for a protein of 616 amino acids. The record is from RefSeq and is a predicted model, not a curated record. Gene Ontology annotation, molecular function: structural constituent of skin epidermis. The transcript is spliced from 9 exons.
GGAUCCAGAGGAAUUUGGCUUUCUUUGGGCUCAGCACUCUCCAGCUACUCCUUUAUUUUAAAUUUCCCCCCAGCUGCUACUAGGCCUCUUCAUUCUCUCUGUUGCUCCUUUGACUUGAACACAGCAAUGUCUUUCCAGACCAUCUGCCAAGGCUCCAAGGGGAGCAGAAGGGGCUACAGCUCAUGCUCUGCUUUUGGUGGUGGCACCGGAGGUGGAAUCAGGCGUAGCUAUUCUUCAUGCAGAGGAUAUGGUGGCGGUAUGAGAGGCCAAUAUGGUAGCAGGAGCCUCCAUAACUAUGGUGGAGUUACAAGGAUUUCCUAUGGAUCUGGCUAUGGAGGAAGCAUCUGCGGGGGGUAUGGUGGUGGAUAUGGUGGAAUGGGUGGUGGCUAUGGAGGAAUAGGGGGUGGCUACGGAGGAAUAGGGUGUGGUUAUGGAGGAUUAGGGGGUGGUUAUGGAGGAUUAGGGGAUGGUUCCGGAGGAAGAGGAGGUGGAUUUGGUGGUAGAAUAUUUGGCUUUGGAUCUAGAGGUAUUGGCAGUGUCCAAGUAGAUCCAAAUCUUCUGCAACCGGUCCGGGUAGAAAUUGACCCCCAAAUACAGCAAGUAAAAAAUCAAGAGAAAGAGCAGAUCAAAGUCCUCAACAACCAGUUUGCUUCCUUCAUCGACAAGGUUCGCUUUCUGGAGCAACAAAACAAGGUAUUGCAAACCAAAUGGCAGAUCCUCCAACGACAGUCACAAGGCAUUGGCCCAACUAUGAAUCUGGAUGCUGAGUUCCAGCAGUUUCUGAAUAGCUUGAGGAAUCAGAUUGAAAAUAUCCGCAGCCAGAAGGGGCAGCUGUCAACAGAGCUCCAGAGUAUGCAACAUUAUGUGGAAGACUACAAGAACAAGUAUGAAGAGGAGAUCAACAGGCGCACAACAGCUGAGAAUGAUUUUGUUGUGCUGAAAAAGGAUGUGGAUAGUGCCUAUUUGUCCAAGAGUAACUUGGAUUCAAGAGUUGGUGCUUUGGCUGAGCAGAUUAACUUCCUGAGAAGAAUCUUUCAACUGGAAAUCUCUCAGUACCAGACUGGAGGCCAAGAUACCUCAGUAGUAGUGAGCAUGGAUAAUAAUACUUACUUGAAUUUGGAAGGUAUUAUCGAGGAAGUAAGAAGCCAGUAUGAAGAGAUUGCUCGCAGUAGCCGAGCUGAGGCUGAGUCUUGGUAUCACUCCCAAUACGAAGCUCUGCAGAACACAGCAGGACGGCAUGGUGACAAUCUGCGCAACACCAGGCAGGAGAUUCAAGAGUUGACUAGGAACAUCCAGAGACUGCGUUCAGAAAUUGAGCAUGUCAAGAAGCAGUAUGCUAAAUUGCAGUCUGACAUUGCUGAGGCCGAGGAACGUGGUGAACUGGCACUCCGAGAUGCUAAGCAAAAGCUGCAUGACUUGGAAUGCGCCUUGGUGAAAGACAAGGAAGAACUGGCUCGCCUCUUGAAAGAGUACCAAGAACUGCUGAAUGUCAAGAUUGCUCUGGACAUUGAAAUUGCCAUGUACAGGAAACUGCUGGAAGGAGAAGAGAGCAGGCUCGGUGGCUCAGGAUCCCAAGUCCAUGUCUCUGUGCGGCGUGGCAGCUAUGGUGGCAUUGGCGACAUCGGUGGUGGCAUUGGCGGCGACAUCGAUGGUGGCUUUGGCGGCGGCAUUGGCAUUGGCGGCGGCAUUGGUGGUGGCAUUGGCGGCAACAUCGAUGGUGGCUUUGGCGGCGGCAUUGGCACUGGCGGCGGCAUUGGAGGUGGCAUUUAUGAUGGCAUUGGAAGUGGUGUUGUUGGUGGCAUUGGCAGAGGCAGCUAUGGCUACGGAAGUGGUGGCAUUAUAAGUGGUAGAGGGGCUGGCGGCUCUGUCUGUGGAGGAGGAGGUGGAUUCUCUCAUGGCUCAGGAAGUGGUUCCAGCACAGUCAUCCGAAGAACCACCACAUCCAGCUCGUGCACCAAAUCAAGCGGAAGAUAUUAGGCAUCUCUCCCGGUCCCCCCCAAAGGAAAGGAACAUCUUUUAGCUGCUUGUGUUAACACAACUCUUUCAGCCCCAUUCUGGCAACCCAGAAAAGAACAAACUGUGUCUUCUAAAGCCCAAGAUCUGGUCUAUUUCCCUCUCAGAAGAAACCUGCAGCCAGUCCCCACUGAGGAAGUCAUUGUCCAUCUUGCUUCUGUUGCCUUAGAUGACGAGUCAUGAAAGCAUAACCAAAUUCCAUUUUAGGACAUCCAAGAGAGAAAUGCUUGAAUGAAAGGGGGAGAUGAAUCAACUACAAAUCUGGGCUCUGUUUCCUUCAGUCUGCUGUAUAUAUUUGGCUUAGUUGGUGGCUGCCAAGUAGUGAUAUGCAUGAAAGAAAUCUUUCCUCACUGCCUGGAGUCUUCUUCCAACUGAUGGUUCUCUUCAGUCCUGCUGUAGUUCCCUGCUUCAUUGAGGAGAUCAUUUGUUUUCAUUGUAUAUGUCUAGAUCAAUGUUAGGCAUGUCAAACUUGCACUGCUAAGUUAAAUGCUAAUUUUCUUAAACCAGCACUGUAUUUUCACUCAACAGUUGGGUUUGCAGAAAGACAGGGUCCUGAAAAAUUCUGAGCAAGCAACAAUUCAUUGUUAGGAAAUCAGAAAUUAAGGACUGUACUGUGAAAACAUUCAUUCUUGGGCCAGUUUUGCAGAUUAUAUUGCACCUAUCUUCAUUUCUUAGGCUUUCUUUCCCAUUUUCUUAGGAGCUGAUCAUUUUCAAUAAACUGCAGUCAAGUUA